AUGCGUCUCGCUGCUGCUGCUGUCGUGCUCGGCGCCGGUGCCAUCACCAGCGCCCAACUAUCCAGCAUCCCACAGUGCUCUCUUAGCUGUCUCACUUCGGCCCUUGGUGCGGACGGCUGCUCUGAGCUGACGGAUUUCGCAUGCCAUUGCCAAAAGACGGGCCUUGUGGAACAGGUUGUGCCCUGCGUCAAACAAGCUUGUGAUGUCAAGGACCAACAAGCUGUUUCCAGUGUCGUCGUAUCUUUGUGCUCUGGUGCUGGCCACCCGGUCUCUGUCCCGCCGGUGGACUCAUCGGCUCCCACAUCGACUGCUGCAGGAAGAGUUCCCACCACCACAUCGAGCAGCUCCAAUUCUACCACGGUCAGUGGUUUGGGCGGAAGCCCUCGGACUUCGUCUGCGGCCUCCAAGACUUCGACUAUGGGUUCCACGACUUCAUCCACGGUCAACACUGCUUCGCCUUCGAGCACCUCCCUAUCCAACGGGGCCUCUGGUAUUGGAUCCGGAGCUGCUCAGGUGGCUGGUACUGCCAUCCUGCUAGCCAGCAUGAUGUUCCUGGUCUAA
Messenger RNA from Aspergillus udagawae, 561 nucleotides. RefSeq names its product putative GPI anchored protein. The record is from RefSeq and is a predicted model, not a curated record. The transcript has 3 exons. Bases 1 to 561 code for a protein of 186 amino acids. Lineage: Eukaryota; Fungi; Ascomycota; Eurotiomycetes; Eurotiales; Aspergillaceae.